UGUGUUGCCUUACAGGAAGUAAAAUAAACAGAACAGUGUUGAGAAAGCUCCAACAGGUAUGGCAACAUGCUUCUGCUCUUCUCUGGCUUGUGCCUGUGCUCAAUUGUCAGUUGCCAAAGGUAUACGUCUGUGCCUGGCUCUCCCUAUAACAUCAGCACGGAUAACAAGGGGGUCCUAAAGGCGGUGCUUCACGGGGCCUAUUCAUUUAACAACCAGACCAAUGAUGCUUUUCUCUUCAAGCCAUCUGUAAUUGAGAAAGCAGAAAGACAGCUUGUGAAGGGGUUCAAAUACAUUCUGGAAGUAGACCUCUCACGGACUGUGUGCCUCAAAAAGGGGCACAAAGAAGCAGACCUGGCCAACUGCAAGUUCCAACCAGAUGGUUUGUUGCAGCAGACAUUCCACUGUGACUUUGAGGUUUGGACUAUGCCUUGGCUCCGCUUCAUGAAGACAACCUAUUUUGUUUGCAGUCCAUCUGACUGACCUUCCACUUCUUCAUGAAACCCAAUCCUUCCUCAUUUCAAUAUUCUGAGGAAAUUACUAAACUGGUUAGGUGCCUUUCGGUUAUUGUAUGUAGCUGUGUAAAUUAGACUUGAAAGGCCUGAAAAUCAUAUUGCUACUCAAGACAUGGAAAUUGCCAUUGUUUGACUAUACGUUAAAGGAGUAGUUCACUAUUUUACAACUUGAUGUUAGAUGGUUCCUCACCCUGAAAGUAGUCUACGGGCCAAGAUAAACUGUCAUCCAUGGUUCAGUUUUCUUUAAACAGCCACUACAAACUUCAGCUAAGUUUAUCCACUACAAGAUAACAAUCAAUGGAAGUGAUGGGGUCAUGUGAGCAUGUUUUUUUGUUUGUUGAACUGGCCAAAUCACCUUUAAGUAACAUCAGAACAAAUAUGGAGUUGAUUUGAAUUUGGACAUUUAAAAAAUCUUCCAUCACUUCAAUUGAUUGUUAGCUUGGGGUUGGUUAAGGUUAGCUGAAGUUUGUAAUGGCUGUUUAAAGAAAACGGAACCAUGGAUUACAGUUUCUCUUGUCCCAUAGACUACUUUCAGGGUGAGGAACCAUCUAACAUCAAGUUGUAAAAUAGUGAACUUUAACAUAUAGUCAAACAAUGGCAAUUUCCAUGUCUUGAGUAGCAAUGUGAUUUUCAGGCCUUUCAAGUCUAACUUACACAGCUACAACAACUGAUAGGCACGUAACCUUGUAUUUUAUCCUAUAAUAAUAUUGUAGACUGCUUUGACCCUUGCAAUUUAUAUACCGAAUUUUAAAUAAUCACGUUUUGGCCUGAGUUAGGGUCUGCAGACUCUAAUCAACAAGCUCUGAUAAAAAUAAAAAAAACUUAUGAACAAGGA
Messenger RNA from Oncorhynchus masou masou (cherry salmon), 1347 nucleotides. Its product is annotated as cystatin-F-like. The record is from RefSeq and is a predicted model, not a curated record. Gene Ontology annotation, biological process: negative regulation of microglial cell activation; positive regulation of myelination; immune response. Gene Ontology annotation, cellular component: late endosome; endoplasmic reticulum; Golgi apparatus. The coding region runs from base 67 to 480 and encodes 137 amino acids. NCBI's taxonomy places the organism in Eukaryota, Metazoa, Chordata, Actinopteri, Salmoniformes, Salmonidae. Gene Ontology annotation, molecular function: cysteine-type endopeptidase inhibitor activity. The transcript has 4 exons.